GGGAACAGCCCAUCUGAGAGACCAUGAACUUCUCGGACAUACCACAGACUCCCAAUGGCACCCUUGAGUCUCCAACACCUGUCCCCGAAAGUGGUCACCCUCUCUGGGAGGUGGUGCUGAUUGUCUCAUUGAGCGGGAUCUUCUCCCUGAUCACCGUCGUGGGGAACCUUCUGGUGAUGGUGGCCUUCAAGGUCAACCGCAAGCUGAGGACGGUCAACAAUUACUUCCUCCUCAGCUUAGCAGGGGCCGACUUGAUCAUCGGUGCCAUCUCCAUGAACUUCUACACCACCUACAUCGUCAUGGGGCGAUGGGCAAUGGGCGACUUGGCCUGCGACUUGUGGCUGUGCCUGGACUACGUGGCCAGCAAUGCGUCCGUCAUGAACCUCCUGAUCAUCAGCUUUGACCGUUACUUCUCCAUUACCCGUCCCCUCACGUACCGGGCCAAGCGGACCCCCAAAAGAGCAGCUAUCGUGAUAGGCCUGGCUUGGCUGGUUUCUUUCGUCAUGUGGGCUCCGGCCAUCUUGUUCUGGCAGAAUUUUGUCGGGGAGCGGACAGUUCCUGAAGGCUUGUGCCAAAUCCAGUUCUUCUCCGAGCCCAUCAUCACAUUCGGAACAGCCAUUGCUGCUUUCUACCUCCCUGUGACCAUAAUGGCAAUCCUUUACUGGAAGAUCUAUCAAGAGACGCAGAAGAGAGCCAAGGACCUCUCCGGACUGCAGGGUCUGGGGCUCAGGACGAAUCCACAGGCGGGUCUCCCUGCAAAUAGCAGCCGCGCAGAGGGGAAGAGCAAUUCGGAGCCAAGUCAGCCUCUUGCCUUGCUUGCAAAUGGAGUUAUGUCUUCCCAGCAAACCUGCUGCUUCGUUGGACAGAUGGCCACGGGUACUUCCUUGGACCAGAGCAGCAACAGCAGCUGGAACACAACCGAGGAGGAGGAAGGGGGGAACAUCUCCGCUGACUCCUUGACCUCCUUGGAGGACAAGGAGCAAGCCUUCGACGUUCGCCCUAUUUGCCCAGCAGUAAUCCGCCUGACAGAUGUUGUUGCGCACCCGUCACGGCGUGCACAGUGCCGCGAUGUCGGAGUGAGGGCAGGGAGGGGCUGGGCAGAAGGCAAAGGGGCGGUGGGGAUUCCAAAGCGAGCCCUGGCCAGGGACAAGAGGCUCAAGGGGGCAACAGGGUCCCUGUUGACAAAGUGGUGCCGGACAAAAGCUAUGAGACGCGUCUCAAAGAGGAAGAAAAGAAGGAACCCUUUUUCCAAGGGGAAAACCUUCUCGUGGGCGAAGGAGAGGAAGGCCGCGCGGACCCUCAGCGCCAUCCUCCUGGCGUUUAUCGUCACCUGGACGCCCUACAAUAUCAUGGUGCUGGUGUCCACCUUCUGCACGAGCUGCAUCCCCGAGGGGCUCUGGAGGCUUGGCUACUGGCUCUGCUACGUGAACAGCACCGUCAACCCGAUGUGCUACGCCUUGUGCAACCGGUCCUUCCGCAUCACCUUCCGGCGGCUGCUGCAGUGUUGGUGGCAGCAGAGGCAGUAGCGGUGGCCGAAGAACGCGGCAGACCACGU
This is a messenger RNA of Candoia aspera, 1555 nucleotides long. RefSeq names its product muscarinic acetylcholine receptor M1-like. Gene Ontology annotation, molecular function: G protein-coupled serotonin receptor activity; G protein-coupled acetylcholine receptor activity. Gene Ontology annotation, biological process: chemical synaptic transmission; G protein-coupled receptor signaling pathway, coupled to cyclic nucleotide second messenger; adenylate cyclase-inhibiting G protein-coupled acetylcholine receptor signaling pathway. Gene Ontology annotation, cellular component: synapse; dendrite; plasma membrane. The record is from RefSeq and is a predicted model, not a curated record. NCBI's taxonomy places the organism in Eukaryota, Metazoa, Chordata, Lepidosauria, Squamata, Candoiidae. The transcript has a single exon. The coding region runs from base 24 to 1526 and encodes 500 amino acids.